AUGGAUAUAGGAAAACUACUAAAAAAUGUUCAUAACCUGAACGAAUACAUAUCGACUACUCAAGAUGCUACGGAGAAAUGUAAAACUUCAAAAAUACAAUUGAACAUGUCGACUGUUCUUGCUCUGAAGAAAAUACGUUCCCUGGAAAUCGAGUAUUUCAAUAAAUGCGAGGAAAAUGGAAUCGCAUGUGUGAUAUUCGAGCGAAUGUUAUGCUUACCGCCUUCUAAAACAUGGGGCGUCCUCAGCAAGGAGUUGGUAAAUCUUCUGCAGUACUGGCUGGACGCUAUACGAAAACAUUUAGUUCGGCACAACUCUCAAUGGUGGACAUUUUUAAAAUUGUUACUUGCAUUUAUAAAGGAAAUCAGGCAGAAAGACACCUCCUUGCCAAAUAUACUAGUGGAGCAUACAGCUGAAUGUCUACUGGACCUGGCCACCAACACCAGACCGGAUGCCUUACAAAAACAUGAAAUCCUUCACUGCUUCAACAUGUACUGUUCUGAAUCCAGCCGAGAGAUCAGAUUUGCUAUGAGGAACAAAUUUGGGCAGUAUUUCACCAAGUUAUCGACCUACAUGUCAAGCUGUGGUCACCUUCCGACGCAGUACAGCAUUAUGGAGACCCUCCUCCGCUGGCUCCUGCCUCGUCAGGACCGCACCCUGAGACUCACGUCGGCAGCCAAGUGGUUCCCAUCACCUAUGUAUGCUGAGUCUGACGUGGAUAUCUUUCUGGAACGACCUUGGGUCAACUUCUUUCAGGACGCGAGAGACUUCUUGAACGCUCACAACCAAAGACAUGAUGAUGUUACAUCGGUUGUAUGCAGAAAAUUCACUGUCGGCAAAGUUGUUAUUAUUUCUGGUACGGAACGUCAAGAAUCGUGGCUAGACAUUAAUAUGGUCAGCAAGUGUGUGUCAGUGUUACUGGACCCUCGCGUUUUGGAGACCUUCGGCUCAACCAACCACAAGUCCUUUGAAACACUCGUCGUUACACAGCAGAAUACUGAAAGCGCUAAGUUACAUAGGGAAUCGCCCCACCUGCUUCUAUCAAUACGCACGACCACUCCUCCACAAGUUCUACCGUCAAACGUACACCUGGGCGAUGACGUCGGCUGUGACGUCACGGCCGUACUCACGACCCGUUGUGACGUCACUAGGCUGAACGAUGCAUUGAGAAAGUUAUUCGAAGAAAAGUACGAGUUGCUAUUGGAUUUAGAGAAAGAAUUGGAACUAUCGCCAAUGAAAACAACGGAAAAUUCUAAACAAGUUAAAGAUACGGACGAAGACCAGAGGUUCUCGCACCCAGUCGAAGUGAGGAGACGUAAACAUUCAGGUUACAUAGUGAAGCCACGACAACCUCUCUCUUGCAUGUCUCCAUCUACUGCUUCAACCAGCUCGUUGGCACAGCUACAUGAAAAGCUAGCAGCGUUACCUAGAUACAAAUAUGAUAAAGAGCCAGUAAGUGUCUGUGCUCCACCAGACCUCUCCGUAGUCACUGAAGUCAGUGAAGCUGACGACAGGCAAAGUUUAAACACCACAUUCAAAAGCAAACCUUACGGUGUUUGCUAUAAAAACCUAAAUACACUAGACCAAAGAAAAUCACAAAGCGAUCCAGAAUCUUCUAGAAAACGUAAAGGCAGAAGAUUAUCUCCUAUCGUUAACGAAGAUACGACCAGUUGUUUGUUAGUGGCAACUGUCGGAUCAGCUGAUGAUUCAGUGAUAAAUGAUACCGUAGAACGUCUGUCAAAAUCUAAAGAUUAUAAUCCCGAUAAUAUUGUUGAUUUGUUAGUCCAAGAAGCUUUACAAGCGAAGCAAGAUGAUAAGUAUAGAUCUGAUAGUGGAAUAAACACUGGAGAUAAGAAAUCUCAAGAUGAUCAUGAGAAUACUGACACUAUCGAUGCUACGCCAGAAAUUGAUCAAAUAAAAUUGAGUAAGAAGAAGCCUAAAGUGGUGUCUUCAACGUCUGAUGAGUCAAACACGGAAGCUAUAAAUGAAGCGCCGUGCUUUGUCAACACGCGAAGGAAAAAUAAGAAGGAUACAAAAGAUCCAGCGCCUAGAAACUCAUUUGAUGAACAGGUAGUUGAAGAAUUCUUUUCUCAACAUUUCACAGAGAACAAAGCAGGCGAAAUUAUUAUAAGUCCUACGCUAGCUAAAAAAAUUAAUGAAACUAGUUCGGAAAGUAGCGAUAAUUUUGGCGAAAAUUUCAAUUUGAUUAAUGGAGAUAUAGAGGAGGAUAUUGUACCGUAUGAUUUUAAUAAUAUUGAAGUUUUAGAAUGUCUGAAUAACAUGGUAGAUAGAGUCUGCAAUGAAUUUAACAAAUGCACGGAAUAUUUAAAUAAAGACGAAGGUAUUACAGCAGAUUUGAAUGAUACUAUAGAAGAAGAAUUACCUUUAAAAGAUAUUAUAAACAAAAUACACAACAUUGAUUCUACAAAAGCAGCAACUGUGAAGAAAUCCAAAAAGAAACCUAAAUUGAAAUAUAAGAUCACUCCUAAGAAGGCUAAAGCUCGAGCGUCUAGGCGUAAAAAUAAACUUGAAUUAGAGUCUGCGUCUAAAAUGUCCACUAUAAUUGAAGAUCAAGGAUUAGAGAGUGCUGCUGAAAACCUCGAUAAGGAAGAAGACGCAAUUAAAAAACCUGAGAAAGAAAUACGAGUAGAUAUAGUAGAUGAGGCAAAGGCUCCUACUGACAAAAUUGAUACAGAAACACCAGUAACACGAAAAAAACGUAAACUCUACUCGCCUAAAGAUGAAGGAGCAACUUCAGAGUCUCCUCAACCAGAAAAUCCAAUCACAUUAGAACCAAAUAAAAUAAAGAGAACGUCUAAAAUGACGGCUACUUCAACUUGCUACAAAGAGAUUGAGAAAGAACGGCAAAAUCGUGUGAGGAUGCCAAGGUCAAGGAAAUCUAAGGUCACUGACCCACCGUCACCAAGAACUAAGAAACUAAACGAUAUGUUUGACAAAGUAAAAGAAUCAGCUGACAGCGAAAAAGUUAAGUUAGCUGAUAAAACUUUCGAAAAAGACGUUUACAACUUUACCAGUGAUAGCGACGAUGACUUUAAAGUUAAAAAGAUAGAAAUAUCUAAGAGGAAUAGCACUACUACUAUUGGAAGUUUUGAAUCUACACUUUCAAAGCGUGGACGAUCCGUCAAACGUAUAAAUUAUAUUGAUAAUAAGUCCUCAGAUGAAAGUAAUAAGGUUAAACGUAAGCUUACUAGAAAAACAAGAAGUAGAAAGAGAGCUAAUGCGGAACAAAAUGAUUUAAUUGAUGAAAGAAUGAGAAAAGCUACAGAUGUACUGAAUACGUCCAUUUUGGUUGAAAAGACGGAGCCUACAGCGACUAAUCCUAUUCUAAAUCUAGCUAAAACACCAGAAAUGGAAAUGGUAGAAGAGAAAAUUAAUCAUUCGGAAGGUAAGCAGAGAAAGAAGGGAAAGAAACCUAAAGUUGAGACGACAGAAUCCAAACGUUCCAAAAAAGUACUGAAUAAGGCCGUAGUAGAAAAAGUUAGGAACUUUGAUGACGACAAUAGAACUGAUAGUCCUUUACCAGGCCUACUUGUGGAACCAGCAACUACAAUUAAUGAUGAUACAAACGAAUUAUCAAUAAUGGUCGAUAAAUUCAAAAAGAUUUAUCAGGAAGGUCCAGAAAACUAUAUAAAUGAGACUAAUACUACCCAAAACUUGCUCUCAGAUGUCGAAAGAUUACGAAAUGAGGAGAUUACUGAAGAGUAUAUUGAAAUCGAGGACCAAUUCCAAGGCCAAGAAUUUGAAAUAAAACCGAAGAAACGUGCGUCUAGGAAGAAGAAAAUUAAUACUACUUUAAUCAGAAAUAUUAAGAAAGAAAGAGUUUCAGAAGCGAGAGAAUUGAAAGAAAAUGUCGAUGUAAAAAUUUUAGACGAAACUGAGGCUAAAUCUGAGAAAUCUAUAGCGACCAUAGGUAUAACCGGACAUGGAGAGUUAGACGAAGAACCACCAAGUCCUAAACUUAUAAACGAGAGAUUAGAACCACGGAAUUUAGAAGUUGAAGACUUAGAUACUUCCAUGAAAGAUUACUUCGAGAAACUUACUAAAGAAAUGAAUGAAUCUAACAAUAGAAUAUCUAACAGCUCUAAUGAAGAGAAUAUUUGCAAAAUUAGUGUAAAAUCUAAGGGUAGUGGUAGUCUUAAGUCUAAAUCUCUUGUAGUAUCUAUAAAGAGAAUGUCAUCCGAAGAUAUCAGUAGAUGGUUGCCUUCAAGACGCAACUCUGAUUCAGACGACUAUUAUAGUGGUAAAUCUGUCAAAAACAAUAAUGAAGAAACAGCUGUAGCGAUUAUUGAAAGUGAAGGAAAAGAUAAUGAUAUUGAUGAGGUUACAGAAGUUAAUACAAAGAGACAAUCAAUGAGACUUAUUUUCAAAAACUCACAGCCUGUUAAAAUUAGCGACAGCGCGGAAAUAAAAGAUGAUUCUGAUUCGGACAGCUACCACAAUACUCCGAAACACAGUAGUAAACUAAGAGCCAAAUCGAAAGUUCCAGAAACCACAAAGAAACUUGAAACUAUAGAUGAGCCCGUUACGAAAGUUAAAACAAAACACACCUCUUUAAUAUCCCCUAUAAAACUCUUCGAUGAAUUAAUAAGCAACGCUGACAAACAAUCAGAAGUCACUCUCUCAGAUGAUGAAGAAUAUAUGAAAGAUAUAAUAAAUACUUUAGCUGAGAAAAAGAAAACUAAUCUUACUAAACCUCAAGUCUUAAAGGCUAAAUCAAUAAGCACAGUUUCAAGUCAUUCUAAGAUAAGUACUUCUACUAAAAUAGAAGAUUCUAGAAAGAGGAGACUGGAGGAAGAAAGAGAGGAUUUGAUAAAGAAGAGAAAAGUUGAGGUGAAUAAUAAUGUGGAAUGUGUAUCGAGUGGUCUGACUGUGUCUAGUGUUGACGAGUGGUUCAAGAGGAUCGAACCGGAGGGCAGCAGAGCUGAAAUGAUAAGUUCGUCGAUGAGACAUAGCUUGCAGGGCGUGCUAGAGAGACUGGAUACUACCCUCGUUGAGAUACAUCGGAACACUAGCAAGAAAUUCGUGAACCUAUUCGUGAACGCUCAGAAGCAGUUGCUUGACCUGAAGGAGCGUCGGCAAAGCAUGUACAAACAAGUGGCGUCCGAUAUACUCAGCGAAGUCGUUAAGAUUAUGGAUCAGAAGUUUGCUGAUCUAGAUGAAAGAUCGAAAGAAUUAGACGGCACUUUCAUGAAACAGCUCAAGGAGCAGGCUUCAGAGCUGAUUCGAGAAGAUUGCAAGCAGAAGCGAGUGAUGGUUCGUCUGCUGAAGGAAGAUGUUCAGGCAGUCGUCGACCACUUGGAGAGGCAGGCUCUCUGA
This is a messenger RNA of Spodoptera littoralis (African cotton leafworm), 5334 nucleotides long. The record is from the annotation of a GenBank genome assembly. Lineage: Eukaryota; Metazoa; Arthropoda; Insecta; Lepidoptera; Noctuidae.